UUCACAGCAAUCCUCCUGCCUCAGCCUCCCAAGUGCUGGGAUUACAGGUGUGUGCCACCACAUCCCACUAUUGUUUUCCUUGUUCUGAUUUUGGCCACUAAACACCAAGUAAAUACUGUGCGUGAGAUCUGUGUUGGGCCUUGGGGCUAGUAAGAUAGAGCAGCCAAGACUGGUUUUACAAACAGCAGGCAAACAAGUGAACCAAUCAGGAAGCUUCAUGAGAUGCUCUCAAAGUUGCUGCUUCAUUCCCUCAGCUCCUUCCCAUUUAACAGAGGGAGAACUUGAGUCUCAGUGGUCCCAUGCCCAUGGUCUCAUGGAAAGUAACAGGGCUAUUCUUUAUAAGCAGAACUCUUACCGAAUGCCUACUGUUUGCCAGGCAGGGAUGGAGGGGAAAUGAUAUUGCAUGUUUGUAAACAACUCAGUUUCUGUGACUCUCCACCUCUCUGUUUCUCUCUUUCCUUCUUUCUGACCUAUGGUCACCACAAAGAUGGGAGGGGGUGCUGUUUACAGGCCCCCAGACUCUGCAUGUAUGCAGCUGUCGAUGGCCCCUGUCCCCAGCUGGGCAACAGAUUCCAGGACUCCUCCUUUCCUCUUAGGGCCACCGUCGUAGUCCUCCAUCCCCCACUGCAGAUGCUGUACUAUGGCACUGCAAGGGUUAACGUCUUCACUGCUGCCAUGGGUGCAGAUGACAUCCAACCAGAAGCCUGCUCAGCUGCUUGCUCUGGUCUUGCAGCCAAUUAGAGACACAUGGGCUCCAGCUUUCUUAAGGAGCCAGUCUCUGUCCUUGAAAAAGAGGAGCCCCUAGCAACUAGUUAUUUUGGGGGAAGGAGCAAGGGAAUCCAAGGCUCUCAGAGAGAAGAUGAGAGAGGAAGAAGAAGAUAAAGCCAGGGAGGAGGCCAGGGUGGGUGGAACAGGGUGGUAUUGGUCUGACAAAAGUCAGAAUGAGGUAGAAGGGGAGAGUAGGUGAGUCUGGGGGGCUGUGUUGAAGCCUUUGGUUGGAGGGUACUCUGGGUAGUGGGGCAGGAUGCCCUAGGUGGGGCUUGAGGACCCGAAGGUGUCCCAGCUGGAGGGAAAGGUGGAGCUUCUGCAAGAGGAUGAUCCCGUCCACCAGCCAGACCUUCCUGGUGAAUGAUCUGGCAGCGGGCCGCGCCUACGACUUGUGCGUUCUGGCAGUCUACGAUGAUGGGGCCACCGCCCUGCCGGCCACGAGAGUGGUGGGCUGCGUGCAGUUCACCACUGCUGGGGAUCCUGCGCCUUGCCGUCCGCUGAGGGCCCAUUUCUUGGGCGGCACCAUGAUCAUCGCCAUCGGGGGUGUCAUUGUCGCCUCGGUCCUCGUUUUCAUCGUUCUGCUCAUGAUUCGCUACAAGGUGUACGGCGACGGGGACAGCCGCCGCGGCAAGGGCACCUCCAGGUCGCCCCCGCGGGUCAGCCAUGUGUGUUCGCAGACCAAUGGUUGGAGCCUCCAGGAAAUUUGCAGUUGA
This is a messenger RNA of Fukomys damarensis (Damara mole-rat), 1481 nucleotides long. Its product is annotated as leucine-rich repeat and fibronectin type III domain-containing protein 1-like. Bases 1095 to 1481 code for a protein of 128 amino acids. Lineage: Eukaryota; Metazoa; Chordata; Mammalia; Rodentia; Bathyergidae. The transcript has 2 exons. The record is from RefSeq and is a predicted model, not a curated record.